Suillus bovinus is the source of this 1575-nucleotide messenger RNA. RefSeq lists its product as uncharacterized. The record is from RefSeq and is a predicted model, not a curated record. The coding region runs from base 1 to 1575 and encodes 524 amino acids. The transcript is spliced from 7 exons. NCBI's taxonomy places the organism in Eukaryota, Fungi, Basidiomycota, Agaricomycetes, Boletales, Suillaceae.
AUGGCUGGAGCACAAGCACAUUUCAAGGUGCAUCAUGGUGUUUUUCUUCUUGGUGCCAGCACAUCACUGCAGCCUGAGGAAUCUUCGGCUGCAGCAUACACGAGUUCAUUUUGUGUCAUGUCACAUCUCUCUGGAAACACAUUUGACAAUGAUUCAGAUGAAGAACCUUAUAUCGAAUCAGUUGCAAUUCCAGGGCCAAACACGUCAAAGGGAGACCUCAUGGAGGCACUUAAGGCACUGCAGGUUCAGCUUCAGAAGCUUGUCAAGGACAAUUGUACUCUUUGUGAGGAGAACAAAACUCUGGUCGCUGAGAAACCAAAACGAAAAUGUCGUGCGGAAGCACCUGAUGAACUUUUGGCCCAUGAGCAAACAAUAACACUCUUCACUCGUAAAUACAGCCUGACUGUUGAAAUGUUCCCUAAUUCCGACCUUCUCAGCAAGCCACGCCCCAAGAAUCCAACUCCAUUCAACAGCUGUGACUGGUACCUGACAGCGAUGAUGCAGGAAUCAGCAUUCUUGGAUGAACUUUUUCAGCACUUUCCCAAUUGCAUACACAGUGCCAUGCAAAGUUUGUAUUUCAGUGAUCUCGUAAUGAAGUCCAUUUCUGAGGCUCGCUCCUCAGAAAUCAAUAAGCUGCAUGGUGUCGCCGGCGAUAUCUUUGGCCUUCCAGGGAUGUACUUCGCCAAUACCAACUACCGCAGAGCUGAUGUCGCAGAAAUUCGGGACAUGCUUGGAGUGUCAGCGGCGAAUCCAAAGUACAAGACUUUUCCACUGGUCUUAUUUCUUGGAAUGCAGGAAGACUCAUCCUUGAAGACCAUAUUCAGAAACUGGGAGCUUUUGGCUAAGGUUCUGAAGGCUACACUACACGGUGUCACUUCACUUCAUCAAGAGACAACCAGCGGACCCAAGAUGAAUGCACGCAAAUGGAACUUCAAACAGGUCACACCAGGGUCCAUUGCAUGGGCUGCCAUCAUUUGUUGCUCAGUUGAUAUCACAGAAGUCUGGCUUAAGAAAGUCAUCCAAUAUAACUACAAGGAUCUAUUCUACCACUAUAAGAAGCUCUUACUCACAAAGUGGGAUAGCCGUUGCAUCCAGACUAUCGUUCAAAACAUCAACCGAGAAGUUUUUGGCUCCGCAAAGUCUUCUGCCUCUGGCCCAGCUGGUCAGGAAGAUCACUCCAGUGAAAUCAUUCGUGCCAUGAACGCACUUGAUAUGGACAGUGACAGUGAAUCAGAUUUAGAUUUACCUGGACCUGCCCCUGGACCAUCCUCUACAGCACAAGCCACCACUGCCUCUCGUCAGUCUGAUGUUUUCGAGGUGGCACAGCCUCCAGAAGAUUUUGCCCCACCUUUCAGUGCUAUUUCUACUCUCAGUACUGCCUCCGCCCUCAGCAGUGCUUCCAGAAAGCAUGCUGAAGUGCCUGUAAUGACGGGCCCAGAAGCCACUAAUACUAAUACUCCAGUUGUGGUGCAGGAUUCAGAUGGAGUAGGACAGCAGCCAACUCAAGGGAGAGGAAAGAAGAAGCUGCCUGCAGCCGCUGAAGGUGUUUGUCGUGGUGCUCGACGCACUUGCUAG